AUGCCCAUGUCUCCCGCGUCACGCCGCAAUCACCUACCCCAUCCAAGCCGGGCCCUGUGCGGGUCCAAAGCCCGAGCCGCACACGACGCCCUUCUCCCCGGCGACCGAGAAGCCCCGAGGGGGCAAGACCCACGGCCAGCCCGGCCCUUUAGCUCAACACUAUCCUCCCCACUCCACUCCACCGUUGUACCGAAGCUUGUGACACCGGAUAUAACCUCGCCAGCGGCCAAGGGAGAUACCGAGGCAAGGCCACAAACCCCGCCGUCCUCCGCCGGGCCCUCCGCCGGGCCCUCCCCCGUAACCAUCUUCGUCCCGGCCGCCGAUGUGACGAUGAACCUUCCCUGGCAGGUCUUCAAGUUCAUGGAGGCGGAGAGCUACGCUCGAAUCCUCCGCCUCCCCGUGUCGACCGGGAUGGGCUUCGCGAAACUUCACCUCCAGACAGAAGAAGGCGGCGGGCGGGCCGAGCCGUUGCUAGACCUCGCCGACCCCCCCGUCCGCGUCCAGACGUGCACCUUCCACACGUCGAGGACCCUCGGCGUGUCAGUCCUCGACAUGCCAAAGCCUGACCACCAGGAGGCCGUCGUCAUCAAGACGAGCCCACGUCGCCGCACUCCACGUCCGCCAGUGGAAGCUUCACGCCAAACAAGGGCGCCGCCCACCACCCAGGACCCACCUACCCAGGCCGAUAUAGCUGAUGCCUUCUCCCAUCCGCCCGCCCCCACCACCACCACAUCCUACCUCACCGGCGUCUACGGUGAGGCGGGGUUCGCCGGCGACAGCUGGCUGACCAACCCCGCCCUGAUCAGCGAUUCCAAAGACGGGGCGGCCACGCUCGUCAACUCCCCGGCGGCGUUCAGCUGUCCCGGCAUGUACCUGCAGCGAUCAUCCUCCGCCACGAUCGACAUUGUCUUCCGCGGGGGGCCCAAGGUCUGGCUCGUCGUCAAGCCCGCGUCCAGCCGCAAGCUUGAGGACUGCGUGAGGGCCAUCCUCUCCAGGCCGUCACGGGGGAAACGACCGGACGAGCACCAACAACCCGGGCGUGGGAACCCCAUCAUGCCUUGCUCGCAGUUCUUCCUCCACGACAAGAUCUUCGUCACCAGAGCCGUGCUCGACCAGUGGGGUGUGACCUACUGUGUUUUCCGCUGCGUCGAAGGAGAUGUCGCUGUCGUGCCCCCCGGCACCUACUUCCAGGUGUUUAACUCCGGACCCUGCCUAUCGCAGGUCGUCACUAUCCCGGCCCCUGCGGCGGACGCAAGCAGCCCAUAUGCGGGCGACCUCCGUGCCUGCGGCGAUACCUGCGAGACCCUCCAUCCGCCCGGGGGCGCGUGUGCAGACGACUCGGCAGCCGCCGUUCAUGACGACGCCUCCUCUCACCACAACCCUGCCGCGGGUCCCGGCCGGAAGAAGCUGCCCGAGAGCCGGCCUCAAGACCGCGGGGACGUCCUGGGCGGUCCCCAAUCGACCGCGGGGGGGUUGGAUAAUCCUCCCGCAAGGCGCGGCCGCCGGAAAGCCAUCCCUCCUUCCCCGCCGCCUUCCGGUGACGAGGUCGGGGAUGGACCCACACCCGACGGGGGGCCGGCCCCACCAUCGCCGCAACCCCGCGCCGGGCGUCGGCCUGGUGGUGGCGGUGGCAUGAGCGACGUGGCGUUGACGCUACCGCGCGAAGCACGUCCAAACGAGAAGACGUCGUCAGCCAAACGAUCCAGGACCACCGACCCCCCCGACGACGACGACGACGACGACGACGACGACGACGACGACAACACAUCAGCCGAUACCUGCCAAGCCCAUGCUGCAGCCCAGCAUGCCAGUAAGCGGAUGUGCCCGAUAUAUAACCCAAUCCUCGUCACACCGCAGACGGUCACACGCCUUUGGGAGCCACCCGCCGCGCCGCGAGACGAGCCCCGCGACAACGACGACAACGCCAGGGAUAUCAGUACUAGCGAUACGGAUGAUGUACACGAUACGGACGAUACUGACGAUGCGGACCAUGGGGACGAGGAGGACACCGACAGCGAAGUGUCCCGUAAUACCACCCUGGGCAGUCUUGGAGAGAGGUCCGAGACAUGCACCCGGGACGGCCCCGAUAAUCACAAGCCCCCCUCCGGCGAGGAGGCCAAUCAGCAUCCGUCCGAGCCAGCCCUGGCCGUGGACAGGGUUGAGGCCAUCUUGAACUCCCUCGUCACCCGUGGCGUCGAACAGUGCGUGGCCCUGUUGCAAGCCUGGCGCGCCGCCGCGACGAGCUCGACGCUCCACCUCCCUCCGUGCGAGAACCGCGUCAUUCUCUACCGCAACACCCAGCAGGCCAAGUGCCACGAGGCCCUCGCCAGGUACCGGACGAGGCUCGCCCACAUCCAGCUGAGCAGGCGCCUCAAGAUGCCUGGGCCCGACAGCGCCGCCGUGUACCGGAGCCGCAGCGACAUCCACAGCCUCACCUGCGAGGUGCUCGGCGUCGACCCCUCCUCCGCGGAUACCAAGUCGAGGGCGUUUUGUCUGCAAAGGGCCGACAUCAGCCGUUGCCUCUACACCGGCCGCAUCUUGGACAUGGUCUCUGGCGACGGUCUGGAUUUCCUCCCCGUCCUCCCCGCCGGAAAGCUCGGCCUCACCCUGUCAGACUCGCAGGGCCUGGCUCGCCGGCUUGUCAGCCUCGCCUCCGAGGAGGCGGGUGGGGAUGGGGACAACGCCGUCAGGCGGCUGGCCGCCUUCGGCCGGCUGUUCGCGAGAGUCGUCCAAGGCGAACAGGCGGAUCCCCUGUUCGGGCUCGACGUCGAGUCCGUCGCCCGCCUGGCAUUGGCAGCAGAGGCCCCCCAGCCGCCAAGACCCAUGUCCGGCCCCGAGCGCCUCGCCACCCACGCAUGGGGACUGGCAGACAAGCUCUCGGCGUCCAUCAGCAGGCCUGGGCCAGACGGUCUCAGCCUCCUCAGCCUCCUCCGCGUGGACGGCUGCGCCAUCUGCACCCACCGGAGCGGCCCCGGCCCGGAGCGCGAAUGUUCCUUCCGACAGCAUUGUGAGCUUCCCCACCCCUUCGUCCGUAUCUCCUAUACCAGAACUUCGACGGCGAUGACGCCGCGGCUGCAGGCCGUCCGUCACCCUGAUGUUCCCGUGCUGGGUCAUACGGGAAGCGCCUCUUCCCCCGACACCAACCCUGACGAUAUUGGUAUCACGGCGGGGGACAUCGUAAGCGUCGUCCCCGGCGAGCUUGUGCUAGAUAGCUCCUCCGCUGCCCCCGAGCCCACGGCUACCCUUCGCUGGCGUGAUAUCGGAGACGAGGUACGGGUGGCGCCCGGCGUGGCCCUUCGCAUCGACAAGACCAACCCCUUCCUACGGAUGCUGCUGGCGCCGCCCACCGGUUCCCGGCCAUCCGAGCUGGAAGCCAAGUUCUUAGCUGUUGGUGGCGUAAAUCUGCUAGUCCUUGUUGCGGUGUCUCAUGUGAAAAAUGGCGACAUGCUCUGUCUUAGAUGA
Colletotrichum siamense is the source of this 3462-nucleotide messenger RNA. RefSeq lists its product as uncharacterized. NCBI's taxonomy places the organism in Eukaryota, Fungi, Ascomycota, Sordariomycetes, Glomerellales, Glomerellaceae. The coding region runs from base 1 to 3462 and encodes 1153 amino acids. The record is from RefSeq and is a predicted model, not a curated record. The transcript has a single exon.